This is a messenger RNA of Cuscuta campestris, 1441 nucleotides long. NCBI's taxonomy places the organism in Eukaryota, Viridiplantae, Streptophyta, Magnoliopsida, Solanales, Convolvulaceae. The record is from the annotation of a GenBank genome assembly.
CGCUAAGUGUUGAACAUCCCCAAGGGCCACUCACCAUCAUUCCCUUCCCUCUACCCCAAAACCCCACAGCCAAACUAAACGAUCUUCCUCACCUUUUCCCACAUCAACCAUGUCAAACGAAUCCCAACCCAUGUCUCAUGAGGAGCUUGUUGCCUCCAAUGCAGCCUUGAAAGUCCAAGUAGAAUACUUGGCUAAGGAAGUGGCAAAUUUUACCAAGAUCAAACUGAAUGCACUACAAGGAAGUGAUCAUGAGGAUGAUGCUAGCACUAGUGGCAUCAACAAAACCAGGGCUCCCAUCCAUGAAGGUUCUAACUUCAAGGUGGACAUUCCGACUUUUGAUGGAAAGAAUGACCCGGACGAGUUCCCAGAAUGGCUAGAGACGGUGGAACGUGUUUUCGAUUUCAAAGACGUCUCCGAUGAGAAGAAUGUCAAGAUCGUGGCCUUGAAGUUCCGCAAGUAUGCAUCCACUUGGUGGACCAAUACUGGCACCAAAAGAAGAAGGAACGGUAAAGAACCAGUGUCUACUUGGACUAAGAUGAGGUCCCUCUUAAAGAAGAAGUUCUUACCCGCUGAGUAUGUUCGAGAGAAUUUUUCUAAGCUCCAAACGCUUAAGCAAGGUUCAAAAUCUGUGGAGGAUUACCACCGAGAGUUCGAGGAACUCUUCUUGAGGUGUGACCUACAAGAAGACGAUGAGCAAACCUUUGUACUCUACCUAUUUGGCUUGAACCUACAAAUAGCCAAUACGGUGGAGUUACAAAGCUACGAAACCCUCGAAGAGCUCACCAAGCUAGCCCUCAAAGUUGAAGCACAAAUCAAGAAGUCCAAGGCCCUUUUUUCCAAACCCAACCCCACCUAUACAUGGCCUAACCCCAUCGUCGCCGUCCAAUUGGAGCAGCCAGCCGCCGGUCGUCCACCCCUACCGUUCGACCACGCCGGCAUCGCAGACCUCCGCCUCCUCGCCGCACCAGCCAACUGCGGCCUUACCGUCGCCGGAAGCCCGUCGCCUACAGCCAGGGUCAGCGCCGCCGACGACGGUCUCCAAUCGCCGCUGUUUCGUCUUCGCCGGAAGUCCGCCGCCAUCAUCGCCGUCGAGUCCAGCGCCGGUCGCCUUUCCCCAGCCAGUCGCCGCCGCUGUUUCCUUCGCCAGUAGCCGCCGCCAUCAUCGCCGUCAGGUGCAGCGCCGCCACGCCGAGCGCUGGACGUCGCCUCUACUGCUGACGUCCUUCCUCGCCGACGAAUUGCAGCGCCGCCAGUCGCUGCUCACCGCCGUCGAGUUGCCGCUCCGCCACUGUCGCCGGCGUCCGUCACCGUCGCCGCAUCCAGCCGCUGCCCCGAGUUGAUAUCGCCGGCAGAUUAACCUCCACGCCGGAUUGAUUGGUCGAUUUCGCAUUUUGACUCAAUUUGACCCGUUCGUUUGAUUUCGUUGAUUUGUCUUCCGUUC